Messenger RNA from Rubroshorea leprosula, 1704 nucleotides. NCBI's taxonomy places the organism in Eukaryota, Viridiplantae, Streptophyta, Magnoliopsida, Malvales, Dipterocarpaceae. The record is from the annotation of a GenBank genome assembly.
CCUUCUAUAAGGUGCAAUCGCGCCAGAGUCUGAUCGACUUCUCGCCGGAAUCCGAAGGAGAGUAGAGAUGGUUACGGCGACAAGAUCGAUCUCCGUGGCCAUCUUAUGGAUAAUUGUCAUCUUCGGAACCCUCGCUCUUAUUCAGAAUCGUUUAAACGAUUCAGACGCUGGGAUUUCUCGCGAGGAGCUAAAUCAGGUUGAGGAUGAUUUGGAAAGAGUGACUCAUAAAGUUUAUUUUGAUAUUCAAAUUGAUGGAAAACCUACUGGUCGCAUAGUCAUGGGCCUUUUUGGGAAAACUGUUCCUAAAACCGUAGAAAACUUUCGAGCUUUAUGCACAGGUGAGAAAGGAAUUGGAAAAGGUGGUAAAGCUCUUCAAUAUAAAGGUAGUUCAUUCCAUAGGAUUAUUCCCAGCUUUAUGAUCCAGGGUGGUGAUUUUACCCGUGGUGAUGGACGAGGUGGAGAGUCAAUCUACGGUGAGAAGUUUGCCGAUGAGAAUUUCAAACUCAAGCACAAUGGCCCAGGAUUACUGUCAAUGGCCAAUGCUGGACCAGACACCAAUGGAUCACAAUUCUUCAUUACCACCGUGGCAACCAGCUGGUUGGAUGGCCGUCAUGUUGUAUUCGGCAAGGUGCUCGAGGGGAUGGAUGUUGUCUACAAGAUUGAAGCUGAAGGAAGUAAGAGUGGGUUGCCCAAAAGUAAAGUUGUCAUUGUGGGUGGUGGAGAAAUACCUUUAUGAUUGAAUCCUCUGUAUUCACGCUUUUGGCAUACAAACUGCAAAAUUUACCAAAUGUUCCACACUGGUUGCUUUAGUUUAUAGGUUUUGUACUACUAAUGUAACCGGCAAGUGCCAGAUUUAAGCUUAUGUAAUACGCUAGAAUAUCAUUUCUUAACAGGCACUUUGAUCUAAAAUCAUUUCUUAUGUCCAUAGUUUUACUUUUGCCAUUUUCAUUGUUGAAAUGAUAAUUACACCAUGUUUUAGGAUCAAAUAAUACAUAACUCUUACAUACAACACUUACACAAUCCUAACAUUUCAUCUUUCCACUAUAAAAGGCUAAAAUUUAUAAUGGAGAAUGAAUGGCUGUGAUUCUCAGUAUAAAAGUAUGAGAGGAUCAUAUCUCUCAUCCACACCUUUAUGGCGACAGGAUUUUGUGCUAUGGAUUCCAAUUGCCCAGGGGAUACACAACCUCCCUACACAUCAAAAUGAAUGCAUACCAUGGCUUGCUGGUCUAUAAAUUACACCCAGAGGCUUCUUUUUAGCACUCUGAAGAGAUAAGAAAGAAAAACUAUAUAUUACACCAAGAGGAUUUUUUUUAGCACUCUGAAAAGAUAAGAAAAACUUACAGGGAAAUGGAUUUCUGUGAACAAGGGAAACACGACGGGAACAAGAAUUCUCAAAUUUGAUCUGGAUACUCAAGAACAUGAAUUAAGAUGUCCUUGACAAAUUAAUGCAAUCAAACGUAUAACAAGAGGUUAAACUGGAAGAAAACCAAUGUUGAGUGCAAUGAAGGAAGGUACAAUCUGCAGAACUCAUGCCAAGUUGUGGCCAAGGCACCUAACAUCCCAAGUUAAGAUACCAAAAAAAUAAAACUUUCUCAAAACCUAUAUGACUGAAGAUUAAAGAUAAAUAAAGAAUCAGCACAGCUUUUCAUAGCAUUUUCAUAGUAACUGAAUCAAUUUUCCAAAAAUUAAAUAGUAUACCUUAAG